AUGACUAUUAACGAUCCUGAGGAUGUCUUGAACACUAUCAAUUUUGUCACGCAAUGCUUGUGUAUCCCCAUAGUCAGUGUGUUUAUGAUUCUGCGGUUCUCAAUCCGCACGUACUACAAACAAUGGGUGGGUGUGGAAGACUGGUCUUGUUUGAUGGCAUGGAUUCUUUUCAUGGGAUACUGUGCUAUAUCAAUCUUGGUUGGGAGAUACGGCGGAGGGUAUCACGUUGAUGAUGUCUCGACUGCACACCAGGUCCUUUUCCACAAGUUCUGCUACAUCGCCACUGUACUUUACUGCCCGAUGGCCCUGCUGGUCAAAGUCGCUCUGCUCUCCAUCUUGACCCGCAUUUUCGCCCCGUAUCGCAUCAAGAUUCUCAUGAUAUACUUUUUCCUCGGCUGCCUCUGCGUCUACUAUGUGAUCGCUCUAAUUGUGAAGAUCCGGAUGUGCGACCCCAUCCCAGGAUACUGGACGGGCAGCCCCAACGCCCGCUGCCUCAACCAGCGAGCCGCGCUCAUCGCCGAUUCGGUCAUCAGCGUUGUCUCUGACUUGAUCAUCCUCUUUCUACCACUUCCUUUGACGUGGUCAUUGCAAAUGUCCCGCAGCAAGAAAAUGCGGGUCAUUGGUAUGUUAUCUGCGGGUGGACUCGCCACGGCCUUCAGUCUUUACCGAUUGGUCCUCGUGAUCAAGGAUGGCAGUUCCAAUGAUCAAACUAUUGUGUUCCUGUGUGUUAUCCUGUCAGGAAAUGCAGAGGGUGGGGUCGCCCUGAUAUGUGCUUGCCUCCCCACUCUCAACAUUCUCAUCAACAAGCUCCGCAAGAAAGGUUACUAUAGUUCCGAGCGUUAUGAGCCUAGCUCUUCCGUGCAGCUCAGUAAGAUGAAGAACGGGGGCAGUAAACGGUUUUCCUUGGGCACGUCACGUCGCGCCGAUGGGCUCGAGUCCGCGUCUGAUCAAAGCCACCUCAUUUCCUUUGCUGGCGGGCCGGAUAUAGCGUGCAGUCCGGAAACAGGUGGUAUUCAUAAGACGGUUGAUGUAUCUCAGACUGUUGAGGUAGUGGCAGACAGGAAGCACUAG
Aspergillus homomorphus CBS 101889 is the source of this 1071-nucleotide messenger RNA. RefSeq lists its product as uncharacterized. The transcript is spliced from 6 exons. NCBI's taxonomy places the organism in Eukaryota, Fungi, Ascomycota, Eurotiomycetes, Eurotiales, Aspergillaceae. The record is from RefSeq and is a predicted model, not a curated record. Bases 1 to 1071 code for a protein of 356 amino acids.